Molecule: messenger RNA, 1047 nt
Organism: Penicillium antarcticum
Lineage: Eukaryota; Fungi; Ascomycota; Eurotiomycetes; Eurotiales; Aspergillaceae
Product: D-mandelate dehydrogenase-like dehydrogenase
Exons: 2
Coding region: 1-1047 (348 amino acids)
Cellular component (GO): cytosol
Molecular function (GO): NAD binding; glyoxylate reductase (NADPH) activity; hydroxypyruvate reductase [NAD(P)H] activity
Source: RefSeq, a predicted model, not a curated record
AUGCCCAAGCCAAUCGUCCUCCACCUAGGCGACGACAUCCGCUGGAACCACGAGCUUUACGCCAAAUUCCAAGAUGCAUUCGACAUCCGCCGUUCAUACAGUAUGAACCGGGAGGAUUUCAAGCGUGCCCUGAAAGAGCGCACCUUCGGUGAUUUCUUUGCUAUCUACCGCCCGUUCUGGAAUACUGGUGGUGAGAUGGGCAACUGGGAUGAAGAACUUGUUUCGCUGUUGCCGGCUACUUGUCGUGUUUAUGCUAGUGCUGGUGCUGGGUUUGAUUGGGUUGAUACGGCUGCUUUAGCUAGGAGGGGUGUCACCUACUGCAACGCCGCAGCUGCAUGCACAGAGUCUGUGGCUGACGCCGCUAUCUGGUUGAUCAUCUCUACAUUCCGUCUCUUUAGUUGGUCUCAUGUAGCUGCGCGCUCUGUAGACGCUGAUCAAUUCGUCGACGCAAACCGAAACUUGGCUAUGGUCUCUCACAACCCGAACGGACAUACACUCGGUAUCAUCGGAUUCGGACAGAUCGGUCGACGAACAGCUGAGAAGGCGUACCUUGCGAUGAAGAUGAAGAUCCACUACCACGAUAUCGUGAGAAUGCCGUCCGAGCUUGAAUCCGUGUCAAAAGCUACAUACCACAAGGAGAUGGAUACAUUGCUGGCAGUUUCGGAUUGUGUGAUGGUUGCGACACCGUUUAGUGGAGAGACACUGCUUAAUAAGAGUCUCUUGGCAAAGAUGAAGGAUGGAGCCAGGUUAAUUAACAUUGCUCGAGGAAAAUUGCUUGAUGAAAGCGCGCUUGUGGAGGCGUUGGAGAGUGGGAAGUUGGCUGCGGCUGGUUUGGAUGUGCAUUUCGAUGAGCCGAGGGUGUGUCCUAAGCUUGCUUCUAUGCGCAAUGUCGAGAUGAUGGCUCAUAAUGCUGGUGCUUCGGUUGAUUCGCAUAUCGGGUUUGAGAGGUUGGGUAUGGAGAAUAUUCUUUCUUUUGAGAAGACCGGGAAGGCGGUUACGCCUGUUAAUGCGCAGUUGGUCGCCAAGGCGAAUGGGUCGAAGCUUUAG